Molecule: messenger RNA, 1056 nt
Organism: Trypanosoma cruzi
Lineage: Eukaryota; Euglenozoa; Kinetoplastea; Trypanosomatida; Trypanosomatidae
Exons: 1
Coding region: 1-1056 (351 amino acids)
Molecular function (GO): protein binding
Source: RefSeq, a predicted model, not a curated record
AUGGAUCAUCGGUCUGCGCUGCCAAAUGAAAGCCCAUCGGAUCACGUCCGUUUGGCGCUUCAGCCGCGGGAAGUGAAAUUCUGCGACCUCGCGCCGUCGCUCGGCAGGCGGGCGAUGGAUUCCCCGCCGAAGUACGAAAAACGAGGUUUUCGACCGGCUCUGCAGAAAUUUGCGCACUCGCACGCGGCAAAAGCGACAAAGACGCCACUCACUGAUGGUUUGGAGGCGGAGAGCGGCGACGAGGAGGAGCGACGACGCUGCCGAAGAAGAGGGGGACCUCUCGAGGUGGGUGUAGGGCAUAAUUUGAAGUCACUAAAACCCAAAACGAGAAAGUCCCCGAGGGCAUGUGUUCAUGCAGAGCCGUUGACGGAGCAGAUGCAAAUAUCGGGAAAUGCGCUUUGGGGGGAAGACUGCGGUUUUAGUGCUUUAAAUAGCUUAGCUGUUUUAGAAAAGUACGUGAAGUACGAGCGACGACUCAAGGAGGAACUCUCUCGAACUCAUGCGGCAAAGAUGUUGGCUUUUCGUAAUGUUAUAAUUGUGUAUUUAGCUUCCGCUAAACAAUGUGGGAAACCGAUCUUGGGACGCCGUAGAGCCGGUGCAGAGGUUGCCCUCGCCCAGUGCGCGGUGGUUACGCAAACCCUUAUUGUGACGAUACAGAGUUACAUUCGUGCGUUUCAGUCACGAAAGCAUGCCGUCGUUCGGCGACAUUUUAGGCGUAAUGGUUUGAGUCCUGACCUCUGGAACAAUUCCUCAGAGCGGGCUUUGCAGCUCAAAGAACGUGAGCCUAGUACCGGAAGCGCCCUCUCGGAGACCACUAGUUCGCUUCAGGAAUUGUUGGAUGAGGCGGAAAUUGGCCGUCUUAAACAGCUUUAUUUUGAUUAUUACGACUGCGAUGUGUAUGUUAUUCCAGGAACACGACCCGAUAGCAGUAUCCCAUCAAAUGCCUUGUUGCUAGACUCCCUGAGUGCCCAUGAUCCCUUUUUGCCUGAUACUGACGGCGGGGUGGUGAGGCAUUCAUCGUCCUUGUCAACAUCCAGCAUAUCUUCUGUGGAAUGA